Delphinapterus leucas (beluga whale) is the source of this 1352-nucleotide messenger RNA. The record is from RefSeq and is a predicted model, not a curated record. NCBI's taxonomy places the organism in Eukaryota, Metazoa, Chordata, Mammalia, Artiodactyla, Monodontidae.
CUCCCCAUGAUCAACCAGCAAGUCCCUGGCACUAGGACCCUGCAGACAGGGAACCCUGAGCCUGCGCUCUAAAGAGAGAGAUGCACCAUUUCACAACUUCAGCAAAAGCCAAAGCAGCCAACAAAGCCACAGCCACCUCGGCUGUGCUGGGCUCUGCCUUUUGGGCAGCUCACCGGCCACUCCCCAGAAGCAGAGCAUUCUGUCCUUUCUCUUUUUAAAUCCACGUCAUCAUCUGAUCAUAAUGGGAAUCAAUCUCAAGUCACCACGCAAAGGCGUAUCCAUGGCAACAUCAAGAGGAAGGACACAGAAAUGAUGCUCCAGUGGCUGCAGCAGGGAAAGGAAACCUGUAGCUUUGGAGUGGGUUCAGGGGUGCCUUGGAUGCUCCCAGGAAAGGAGGGGAACCCUUGCAGUUCUGGAGGAAUUCGGAGACGCAAUCACUCGACCCCGGGAGCACACCACACCGGCAGGCUGAAGAGCUCAGCACUCUUCAUUUCAGAAAGAAGGUCACAGCUGAUAACUUCAGGGACACCAGACCCGGUUGCUCAGCUGCCUGAUGCCAGCUUUGGCCAUAAAUUUGCAGAAGAAAAGAAAUGCAAGACCUUAAUUACUUUGAGCCUUAUCACCUACCCCAGACCGCGAGCCCCAAGCUAUAAAAACCUUUCCCAGUGGCGGGGUGGGGGGGCACAGUUCUUGAGACUCUAGCCUGCUGUGUUCCCCCUUUUGCCUAGCAAAGAAUAAAGCUACUUUUUCUCCUUCAAAACUCCAUCUCCGUAUUUCUUUUCGGCAUUGGUGCACAGAAAGCCAAGAUUUUGGCAUCACAGCCAGGCAACCCAGCUUCGUGAAGAUUCGCGGCAUGCUGUGGCCCGCAGGCACCCAGCACGCGCCUGCCCCGCUGCCAUGGUGUCCAAGAGGAAGGUCAGCUCUGCCGAGGGGCACAGAAGGAGGAGCCCAAGAGGAGACCAGCGAUGCUGUUGGCUAAAACAGCUUCUGCAAAAGUGGAAAUGAAGCCAAAACGGUGGAAGGAAAGGAUAAAUCUUCAGGCAAAAAGUGCAAACAAAGGGGAAAAGGGAGCAAAGGGAAGACAGGCUGAAGUGGCUCACCAAGAGACUAAAGAAGACUUACCUGCAGAAAACGGAGAAAAUAAAAAUGAGGAGAGGCCAGCCUCUGAUGAAGCAGGAAAGAAAGAAGCCAAGUCUGAUUAAUAUCAAACACCCGGUCCUAUCAGUGGUCCCUGUCUCCCUUCUUGUACAAUCCAGAGGAAUAUUUUUACCAACUAUUGUGUAAAUGCAAGUUUUUUAGUAGCUCUAAAAACAUUUUUAAAAAGGAGGGAAUCCCACUUCAUCUCAUUUUUU